AACCCCUAAGAAAGGGUUCGAAUUAUUCGAUUUUAAGUGCGUCGAUUUCUCACGGCUCUUUCCUGCGCGUAUUGAAGACACUUUCGUGUCUGUGGAACAAACUCACUCGCAUCUGAGUCGCAUCGAUCCCUCGGUCGCUCGAUCAGGUGUCAUCCUCCUUUUGAAGGUUCCUUUGGGCUGAGAGUCAUCAUACGCAAUCGGCGAACGCGAAAGCAGAAUCAGUUUCUAGAUAAAGAAUUUUUUGAGGAGCGAAACACAGCUCAUGGCUACGGGUUUCGGUGAUAAAGACUAGUUUGGUGUUGUGAAAGCACAAAGGGAGGCCAAAGCUCAGGCCAUAGACGUAUCGUCGGCAAGCUGCCUUCGUAAGUUUGACAGACAGACAGACAGUGACAGACUCGAGGAGGCGGGCCGAGACGCGUCGAUGUCUUCGAUAAAUAUAAGAUAUAUAUACCGCGAUGCCUCGAUGAAACGAGCUUGCAAAGCGCAAACGCGCCGCCAGAAUUGUCGAUCGACCGAUGUGUGCAUCUUGCUAAUCCUGUCGCUCGCGCGAUGCUCGCAGUGUCACAAGGGAAGAUUAUGCGCGACGGAUGAGUACCUCGAGGACUGGAGUAUACGGCGGAUCAUAGGUAUUGUACCGUGUGAUUGUCGAUGCUCCUGGAACGUUUCUCACGUGCGAAGAGUACAGGGAGUACGAAAUUGUAUUUCAUUAAAGAAUGUCUAAAGAUGGAUCUCGUAUCUGCCGGGACGUUAGUUUGUGAGAGAGCGUGGGCAAUUUAUGGCAAUUACCUCAUCGUCAGUGUAUGCUGACCGUAAAGCGACCGAGCGCGUCUUCUUCCGCGCGAUCCAACGUCAUGGGAAGCGACUGCUGCAAAUGCACCAAUGGUAAAAAAAACGCCAUUACAGGAUCCUCGUCUGAGGGAUCGGAAUAUCGAAUACGAGACGGAUUGCCAAUCUCAUCGGAGCGCUACCGGUUGUCAAUGCGAGGCAAUGUCGUGCAACUGGCCCUGAAACAAUCGCAAAAGAACGACGCGGGCUACUAUUCGCUCGUGGCGACAAGACUCGGGCAAGAUAAAGGAGCUUCGAAGAAGAUUCACAUGAGUAUCGACGAGACGAGCUACGAAGAGGGCGAGCCCCCCAUCUUCUUGAGAAGAUUGAGCGAUCUCGCUGUGAAAGUCGGCACCCGAACGAGAUUUCUCGUAGAAAUCCGAAGCGCGACGACACUGAAGAUAACGUGGUACAAAAAUGACGCGGUUAUUCACGAAGGGCCGAGAUUCUCCCUCGUUCACGAGGGUAAUUUUCACUGCGUCGACGUCGUCCCCGUCACGGUGGAGGACCAAGGACGCUGGACCUGCAUGGCGGAGAACCGUAGCGGAAGAUCCUCCUGCACGUCUACUCUCACCGUCGUCGUCCCAAAGGCCUACAAGAAGCCAGAGUUCAUCGAGGAACUUCGCGCGCUCCUCACCGAGACCGGCACCGUGUCGUUGGAAUGCAAAGUAGUCGGUGUGCCCACGCCGGUGCUGAGGUGGUUCAAAGACAACAAGGAGAUCAAGGCUGGUGAUGUCUUCGCCCUAACCGCCAAUCCCGAUGACCCCACGUCUCUCGGGGUUUACACCUGCGAGGCGGUUAAUUGCAUGGGAACCGCUUACUCCUCCUCGAAGGUUCACGUAGUCGGAAGGGGAAGUCGAGAGGGUUCACUAAAGCCGGCGGACGCUCUGACACCGUCUGGACCACUUCCGGUUUUCAAGCAGAUACUACAGGACGAAUGCUGCCGAAUUGGAGAUACUCUCGUGCUAUCUUGCCGAGUUCAAGUACCACCAUGGCCGAGGGCAAUCUCUUGGUACAACAAGGGAGGCCGCGUUGAGUCCAGUGAGAAAUACCACGUGAUGGAGGACGGUAUCGGUGGGUAUUCGAUCGAGGUGAAGCAAGUGGAAGCCGUGGACGAGGGUGAGUGGAAGUGCGUCGCCACCAGCGAGGAGAACAUGAAGCAGAUCACGAGCUGCUACGUGGCAAUGUCUAUCCCAAGGAACUACAGAAAGCCGCGCUUCAUGGAGAAUCUGAAGGCCGUCCUGACGGAAGAAGGUCUAGUCUCGUUCGAGUGCAAAGUUGUGGGCUUCCCGACACCAUUGCUAAGCUGGUUCAAGGACGGUCAGGAACUCAAGCCGGGAGACGUCUAUCAGCUGACCGGGACUAAUUCGUUAGGUUCUUAUUGCUGCAUCGCGAGGAACUGUAUGGGCGAGGCCAAGAGCACAGCUGAAUUGACUAUCGAGGAUAUUCAGAACCAGUUGAACGAAGAAGAACGCUUCCAGCUCUUGAGCAGCAAUCAACCGCCGAAGUUCAUCAAGGGACUCAGAAGUUGCGAGGCCAGAAUAAACGAAGAUUUCCAAUUUAUAGUGCAGGUGAGCGUCGCGCCGGAACCAAAUCUCUCUUGGUACAGAGACGAUGCGCUGGUGGAUGAAAACGACAAGUAUCAUUUAGCGAAGGAGACCCUUGGCACAUGCCAUCUCGAAGUGCGAAAGCUCGAAUUUAUCGAUCAGGCCGAGUGGAAAUGCGUAGCGGCGAACGAUUUCGGCCACAGCGUUACUUCCUGCUUCUUGAAGCUGAUCAUCCCUAAACAUUACAAGAGACCGAAAUUCCUCGAGAGCCUGCGCGCGAUCCUAUCGGAAGAAGGCGCCGUGAACUUGGAGUGCAAAGUUAUCGGCGUGCCGCAGCCGAUCUUGAAGUGGUACAAGGAUAACGUGGAGCUCAAACCCGGUGACAUUCAUCGAAUCAUUUCCGGACAAGACGGGACUUGCUGCUUAGGUACUUACACCUGCGAAGCCACCAAUUGUAUGGGCACAGUCAGCAGCUCCGCGUCAUUGUUAGGAUUCGAAGACAAGAAAACUACGAAAGAGGUGCAGUCACCGAAUGGCCACGAGCUGGCGAGAAACCUGUCGUUGUCAACUAUACACGAGGAACGAACGUCGCAGCUAUACGAUACUCCGCAAACGGAUCAUUCGGUCACUCUGGACGAGCGAGGCGAGGUAUCCUUCAGUUUUGACGGCAAGGAAGUAUCGGUCAGCCUGUACGAGACGCCCGAUCUCACCGAGGAGGAGGCCCUGCAGAUCGUCGAGAUGUACGCCGAUCAGCUGUCCGAGCACGUUACGGAGCACAACGUGAUCGAGCUACCUCCGAUGAGAUUUGUCAAAGAGACGUCCACAUCGGGUAACCUGCUGAUGGAAGCCGUGGUGAUCGACGUGUCGCCCGAUUACUUUGUCAGCGCAGAAGACGGCGAUGAUCUGCGAACGGAAGCCGACUUCGAGGAUGUCUCCAUCAUGGACGACCCGACGAACGUUCUCUCGUCGCCUGAGCGCGAUUCCCGGAGUUCUCUGAAGAGAUCGUCAGCUCGAUACAACGGAGAAGAGGACGAGAAGGCACCCACUAGGCCACCCCGAAAGAAAUCGGCUAGCGUUUCCUCAUCGAGGAGCGAGAAGAGCCAGCGAUUCGAGUCCGAGAGUUUCCACAGCGCCCAGAAGGACGAGCCGCCCUUGUCUCCUCUCUCGUCUAUCAAACAAGACGACAGCGAUACCUUCGCGGACGCUCUGUCCUCCGCACAUCUCUCCGUCACGGAGAGUCCGAUCCAGAGACAAAUGGAGAACAGCGCGGCGGAUAACAGGAAACGCAGUCUGAGCGCCGAAAGGACAGCCGGCUCCAGUCUCGACGACGGAAUCGGCGGCGAUUCUUCCUUCGAUUCGGUGACCGGCGCACCGAAGAAGAAGAAGAAGAAGAAGCAACGCAGGAAGAAGCAACGACACGACAGGAGCAAUUCCGAGGAGUAUUCAGGCCCCAGCGACUACGAGGCGGAGAAAGAGAAAGGCGAAUUGGAAGGCGGAGUUGACACGAAGAGACAGCAUCCAACUAUAGAGUCACUCGACAAAAUAGAAACGGACAUUGGGAGUAGCGUCGAACAAAAGACGGUGAAGAAAUGCUCGACCACCGAAGAAGGACUGUUGGACAAUUCCAAAAGCGCGAGGAAAGCUGCCUCUGUCUUCGCGGAUCAACAUCCUGUUGGUCCGCAGGAGAUUAUUGGUGCCAAGGAAGAGGCCUUGGAAGCCAGAGAAGAUAUUCUUCUGGAGCCGAGGAUGGCGCUGCACCAAGCCCUGCAGACGUAUGAGAAGAUAUCAGAUGUCAAUUUGCCACCACGAUUAUCAAACAUUCGUCAGCGAGUCGAGGACAUGUAUCGCAGACUGGAGAUUCCGCGGGGAAGAAGUGCGUGCAUCGAGCUGUUGAUCGAUCUCGAGGCACCGCUGCGCGCGUUGCUGAAGACGAUUGGUGAGAUCAAGUUGGCGGAGGACGUGGAGAUCGUUCACAACAUUCUGGAGCCCUCUGUCGUUCAGUUGUCGCACGUUGUGGCGAAUCUUCAGUUGUCGUCCUUGCAGCCCACGUUGGUCGUCUUGAGGAAGAUCAACGACAGCAUUUGCAGCAUCCCCAAUGGCACGGAGGGAUCGUCCUCCUCCGCGAGAUCGAUCUCCGACGAAUCUCGAAACAUAUCCAGGGAGAUCGUGGAUCCUCUGAUCAACGUCCAAGCGGCGUUCAGCAUGAUCUUGGAUCGCAUGGAGCAAUCGGCGCACGGCGGCACGGCGAAUGGGGCCGCCAGUCCGCAGCAAGUACCGAGCACAACGGGCUUCGCAGCGUGUCUGAUAGAACUUCGAGAAUGCGUGUCUCACGCAGCGCACACCGCGAUGACGUUGAAGGAAAACGAGACGCUCAACAGUCUAACGGAGUUUGCGGAGCCUCUGUUGGAUCUUCAGUUGGCCCUGGCCUCGGAGGAGUACACUCCUCGGGAACUUCCGAUGAUUAAAGAAACGACCGUCGCCAUCGAGAGCUUGAGGAACGUCAUCGCAACGGUAGCGAAACGCUCCGGGCGCCCUGAGGCGAUCUCCCGGGUGGGAACGAUCCUGAAAGCUCUAGACGACACCGGCAAACAGAUGUCGAAAUUAGCGGAGCGACUGUCGGAGGCGAAAGACGCUCGCGGACACGCGCUGAAGAAUUUGAACGUCGACCAGAGUCUGAGCGGCGUGCAUUUCGCAUUGUCAUCGGUCUUGGAGAAGCAAGACAAGCAGACAGCGUCGUCUCAUUUGAUCAACUGUAUCGAGACGUUGCGUCAGGCUGUCGGCUCUUCGGCAGUCACAAUCGCCAGCUUAAAGAAUCCGACCGACGAUGAGAUAACGCGGGAGAUUAGCAGACUCAACAAAUCCUUGUCGGAUCUGCAGAGGAAUUUGUUGACGGACAAGCAUGACCCGGGUGAGGAAGCAAUUCUAUGCAACUUGAUGACUCCUAUUGGCACGCUAAGAGAAAUAUUUCACAGUGUGAUCGAAAGUGGCUCUUCGAUCGAGUCGAUAGCGCCGUUGCUGGAGUUGCUGGAGGAGAUAAGGAAGGACGCUCCUCUCAUAGCGAAGGAAAUAUCCAAGAAGAAGGAGAGAGAUGCUUUGAAGUCUGAAAGAUCCGCGGAGAAAAGAGGCGCCAAGUCCGCUCUGGCUGGUCAAAUCAGUCGCUCCUUGGACCCCAUCAAGAACUGGUUAUCCACCACGUCCGAGGACAGCACGAAAGAUGAGAUGGAGUCAGCGCUGAGCUCGACGAUCGAAGAAUUGAAGCGAGACGUGAGCAAAAUCGCCAUUCAGACAUCGUAUUCCGAGCCGCCGAGCGAUAAGAGCCUGAUAGAAGCGCUGAUCGAUCUUCGAGAGCCGCUGACGAGGCUCCAGACCGCCAUCUCCGUGUACCACGAGCCAGAGGAUCUUUCGACUUUGGAAGGCUUGGGCCGGCCUAUGAAGCACCUGCUGCAAAUCAUUAUGGACGUUCUUCGCGAACACCAAGAGGAAGAGUCGCUGCGGCCGAUAGUGAAUAUCGUCGAGCAGAUUGAAAAUCAGAUAUCGUUUUCGAUCAAAGAGGCGCUCUACCAGCAAGAACUCAGACAGUCCGACAAGACAUUCGCCGCGGAAACGGAAGAAGAGGUCGUCACUGCCUCUCGGGAGACUAUUCCGGGUACUCUGACAGAAAUCCCAUCUACUCCGUUCGAAGCCUCGUCCACCACAUUGCCCACCGAGCAAACCGCGACGGAGGAUGGCUCCAAGAAGUCAGCCGACGACGUCGCUCAGCAGAUCGCGAAGGACGAAAGACACGAGAGAGAGGAGAAUGCGAGCAAAUUAAUCAUGCUCUUGUCGGAGACGUUGGAGAAACUUCAACUGGAGAUGACUGGUGUUCUAGAGGAUUUCGAGGAGUCGUCCGCAAGAACCACUACGAUUCCUCAGUCGAAACUGGCUAAUUCCCUGGAGGAGCUGAGAAGAACAGUGUCUACAAUACGGGUGAUGACCACAGUCUACGGCGAAGAAAUUGGAUCAUUCGAGGAGAAAGUCAACCAGGCUGCUUUGGUACUGACCAACCUGCUGCAACCACUGACGAAUAUACGAACAGUUCUCUCAAGAACACACGAGCACGACGUCUUGGAGCUUAUGAUACUGAAUCGGUUGAGCCCGCUGCUGAAUACGAUGGAAGACCAUGUGAUAAGGCAGACCACCGAGUUUAUCGGAAAAGGCGAAGAGACGGAAAAGGAGUUCGAGACUCUCUUGUGUGUGCUCGGAGAAAUCAAGGAGGAAGUCCCGGUGGUGGUCCAGAAAAUAUCGUCGAGGCGUAAGAUUUUAGAGCACCUGAGGGACAUCACGAAGCCUUUAGAGAGUAUUCUGGAGCGCAUGAGUGACCUGGAGAAAGCCGCGGAGGAUACCCUCGAAACGGACGUGGCGAAAAUCUUGGGCAAGCCAACAGCCCUUCUUCUCGGAAUUAUCAAGACCGCUGCUCAAGAAUCGGACGUGCUGGAACAACGAGAACCGGUGGUCCUCGAAUUGCACAAUCUUGUGGAACCGCUUUUGGAGUUCCACACUUGUCUCUCGAUGGUGCAAAGCAGUCGACGAAGUCUCGUUCCCGAGGCUGCUCUGUUGGAAGAAAGGAGAAGCGUCAUUCUGCGAGCGGUCGACGGCUUGCGGAAGCAAGUCUGCGACACCGUCGAGGCGAUCGCGAGCACGUCGGGAGCAUCUUUGUUCGACGAGACCCUGACGUUGCUGAAUUCCGCGAUCCUGCAGGUGCAGAAGCAGAUCGGCAAGACCGAUUACUCACGCCGCUCCAGCAGCACCAAGAUUCCCCUUCAGCAUCGACUGACCGGCACGUUGAAUCGCUUAGCGAGCACCAUAACAGCUCUGGAAGAGCACACCGACGAAGACACGCACGAAAUAGUGGCCAAAUGCUUGGAAGCGUUGCAAAAGCAAAUUUCCCUCGCGCAAACGCAAUUUAUCCAGACUGAGAGUCAAUUGAUCGACGAGGAAGCGAUCGUAGAGGGCUUCCUUUACCCGACUAAUCAACUGUUGUCGGCGUUGAACGUUAUCAAGGAAAACGCGCAGCAGAGGGUAGUCUCGGCGACUCGGCCUAACUUGGCGGAUCAGCUUCGGCAAUUGGCCGGUUCUAUUUCGGAGAUGAGCUCUUCUUUGCUGGCACACAAAACGGAACUCGUUCGCGAAGGCGCUUCGAAAGGUGCGCCAAUCGUGGAGACCUUCACCGCCGUGAUAGAUGUCUUGGAUCACGUAAAGGAUAUUAUAGUGGCGAUAGAAGAGAUAGCGGAGGCCGAGCGGAAAGCGAGCGUGAUGAUAACGAAAGUGGAGAGUGUCACCGAUGAAAUUGUCGAAGUGUUCGGACAGAAGGAAAUCGAGAGUGUGAUGACGGUCACAGAGAUACCGCCGGCUGAAGCGGUGGUCGAGGAAACAGCUCAACUGAAGAUCCAAGAUACUCUGCCCGCGACACAAACGGCCGCUUCGGAAGAUCGAGAGUCGUUAAUCCGCGUCGAGCAAGCGGAAGGUGCGAGGAGAAGCGAGGAAGGCGAAAAAGAAGAUGAGAGACAGAGGCGUCUGUAUCAAGAUCAGAUGUCGAAGUUCAACUGUUCAAUCGAGAAUCUACAACAACCGUUGAGGGGACUGGUGGACUUUGUGAAAUCUGCGAUGCAAGGAUCGCUGGCUUCGAAAACGGAGGAGGACAAGCGAAAAGUACGCGAAUUGACGGGACUGAUACAAAACUUGUACGAUCUGCAAGCGACGAGCACUUCCGUCAAGGCGGCUUCGUCAUCUUCGUCGAUUACGCCGUUAGACAGCCAAUUUCGUCGAAUGGAAGAAAUCUUCGUCGACUUUGAGCGAGCUGUCGACAUAGUUAUUUCCCAGACUCAUGGAGAAGUACGGCCAGAACUCAAGGAGAACAUAAUGGCAUCGUUACAGUCCUUCGUUGAGCCCUUAAGUGCUCUGGAAAGUGCGUUGGUGUCUGUAUGUGCAACGAUCGAUGAAGGCAAAUUCAGCGACAAGGACGGAGAGCCUUUGACUGCGAUUCCAGAAGCUUUGGUAUCGUGCCUGAAGGAUAUCCUGAAAGCUCUGAGCGAGCUCCAGACAUUGAAGAAAUCCGUUGGGAUUUCCGGCGAGAAAGAGGCAGAAACGAAAACAAAGGGAGAAACGAAAGAUAUCGAAGUAACAACCGCGCGACCACUCGAAGAACUUAUAGAAGCCAUUAUGGAUUCUCAGGGACAGGUGAAGGGCGACAAGACCUCACCGUUUGAAUCCACCUCGCCAUCUACAGAUCCUAUCGAAUCCAAAGACAUCGAGGAUCUAAAUUCGAUGGAGGUGGAAGUGAGAUCGAGUAAGGCAGUUGUCAGGGAAGCAGAUAGUUCAGUAACGCAGGUUGCUGCAACGUCUGCAACCACGGAUGCAACGGAGACAUCGCAGCAGACAUCGGCGUCUUCGGCAGCACCUAGCCAAAUCGAGGAACUACCCGUCGAAGAGAGAGCUUUGACACCGAAAUCGUUGGCGGAGUCUCUGGAAGAAGUGAAGGAACUGAAACUGCCAGCGCUGAUUGCUCAGCAAACAGCGGAGUUAAACAGCCAGUCCCCUGAUAGCAGUAUAGGACAGGUAAAAGUCGAAACUUUGCGAGCGAUCAUCUGUCCUCUUCAAGAAGUGUGCAAAACAAUCGACGAGAUCGAAGAAAUGGCAGUUCCAGAAUUACCCGAGCAGCGAGCAGUCGCUUUCUCGACUCUCGUAGAGCCGUUACUGAAGCUGGAGCUCACGUUAAACAGGGAGACACAGCAAACACUGUCGAUAUCGUCCGAGGGUAUCGAAGAAAUCGAACAAGACUCGAUAACGUCGCACAAGUUGUCGAUCACGACGGUUCUGGAAGAGCUGCAAAAGUCUAUCGCCACGGUGCAAGAGCAAGUGCAGCUCAGCACCUUGGCUGAAGGCAGUUCGAUCGAAACGCCUACGGCGCGUCUAAUGCAAGCUGUCGAGCAGCCAUUGGAGGACCUGAAGAUGUCAAUCGCGUGUAUCCAGUCGGAGGCGAUGACUUGUCAGCAAGAGUCGGAAUUAUCGAGCGCUGAAUACGUCACGGUCCUGCAAACCGUUGCCAAAACGGCGGAGGAAUUUGGAGAUAGAUGUAUGUCUAUUAUUGGCCAGCUAAAAAUAGAAUCAGUGUCGCCGUCGCAAAUUGUCGAGCAAAAGGACCAAAAGCUGGACCCGGAACUCUUGCACAAGAUCGUUGACCCGAUUCACGUUUUGCGCGAGACGCUCUCUCAAAUUGAGGAUCUUCAAGACCGAGACAAGAGCGAGUUAUCGGAAAUUCCGGGAAAGAAAAGAGAGGCUGUUCAAUUGAACGCAGUGAUGCAUCCUCUGGAGAAGCUGGAGCAAUCGCUAGUGGCAAGCAUGCAGGGAAUUAUAGUGGUGCAGGAGCACGUUGCGCAAGAACUUGGCGAGAAUCGAGUUACCUUGGAAAGCGCGAGUCUGAAACCCGUGUUGGAAGAACUGAAGAACUCAAUCACGCUGGUUCAACAACAAGCGGCUGUUGGAGAGAAUGUUCUCGUCGUGAAAGCAAUCAACGAUGCUCUCGAAAGCCUGAAAUUACCAUUAGCGAGUGUCGAAGAGAUCGUCGAUCAUCUGAAUGAAGCUACCGGGAUGGAAACGAUCUCGGGGCUGUUGACGUUUGCAAAGUCGGUGGAGGAAACAACGAAUCGGCUGAUCACUGUGACGGCCGGUCAGCAGAUACAAGCACAGCAGGAAAUUCGAGAGUCUCCUUUGUUGAAGACGCUAACCGUCCCUAUUGAAGGGCUGCAGAGCGCGAUCCUGCGACUGGAGGACCGAAUGUGCCAAACGCUGGAGACAGAAAAGCCGACAGAGGCCCUCGCCUUAGAACGCAUGCUACAGCCGCUGCAACAGCUGCAGCGAACGUUCUUAACAGCGCCUCAUGAAGAAACCGCUUUAUUCCUGCAACAGUUGCCGAUUAAAUCAACCUUGGACGACCUGGGCAGAUUCGUGGCGGUGAUUCAAGAUCAAGUGAUGAGCGUGCAGGAUCAGUUACUCCCGGAGGCGAACGCAGACGACAUGGCGGUGCUGAAGGACUUUGUGAGGUCACUCGGCGAUUUGAGGACGUCCACGGUGGUCUUACAGCAACUGCACGCGAUAGAGAACGCUGGUCGGCAGAUCAUAGAGAUAGAGAAUGCGUCCGCGUUGCAGGCAUUCGCGAAGUCCAUCGAGGAGUUCAGAAAAUGCUGUUCCGUGGUAGUCGAGCGACCGAGGAUCGUCGAGAGUUUCGCGACGAUCGCGACUGAGCCGGGCCAAUUGGCCAAGGUAGACACGCAGCUGCUGGAGAACAUUAUUGCACCUCUGCGUAUAUUGCAAGAGCAGAUUUUAACUAUCGAGGAAACCAAGAUGCAGCAGUCCGAGGACUACGUUAUGGAGGAGAGGAAACAACCGGUCACAGUGUUGAGCAGCCUGGUUGGCCCAUUGCAGCAGCUCGAGAAGUCCUUCGUAGCGACGGUGCAGGAGCACGUGAUCGAGGCCCAUAACGAAGCGAACCGUUUGACACCCGAACUGUCCUCUGAGAGUAUGGAGAAGUUCGCGCUGCAGCCCAUCCUCGAGGAAGUGCAAAAGUCCAUCGCGACCGUUCAAGAACACGUGAUACUGGAGGCAGGUAGUCACGUGGAAGCAUCGGAAGCGGAGACCAUCGCGUUGCUGAGAUCAAUUGCGCAACCUUUGGUGGACUUGAGAGCUUCCAUCGCAUCGGUGCAACAGGUGGCCGCGAUCGCGCCAGAUUCCCUGAAUGAGCUCGGCCAACAGCAGAACAUUUCGACACUGGAAAUCUUCGCCGAGACCCUUCACAACUUGGCAGAGUGCAUAGCGAUGUGUAACCAUCAGCAAAUAGUCAUGGAACCUGCCGCAGACACCAUCUCAGAGGAUGUUUCGUCGCUGAACACGUGGGCGGACGUGAUCGAGGAACCUAUUUCGAGAGUUACGAGACCGGUGGUGAUCGAUCAGCGUACAGUAGAGUCUCCGGCCUCGAUUGCGGCCUCGAUUUCUGAGGACGAGGCCUCUAUGCUGAAGACCUUAGCGAAGCCUCUGACCGAAUUACGAGAAUGCUUGGCCCUGAUCGUCGAAGAGCGCAAGGUAAUCGCACCGAACGAGAACACAUCCUCCUUAACGGAAAAUGAAAAUAUCUCUUUGCUGAAGACGAUGAUACAGCCUUUGCUGGAGCUGAAGGAUGCAGCUACGCUAGCUAUUCAAGAGCAGACGGCCAUCGAGCGAGCGAGCGAACAUUCGUUCGCCAUCGAGGGCAAGAGUGAAUUUACUCUUCAUCCUUUAGUGGAACCGUUGGAAGAGCUGCGCCACUCGAUCGCGGUGAUACAGGAUCAAGUGCUCGUGGAAACACCAACGGAUCGGCCGGGAGAAGACGCCAUGCUAAAAGCAUUAGCCGAGCCUCUGUUUAACCUCCAACGUGCUAUAUCGGUUUUAGAGGCGCGAGUGAUGUCGCCGGACGUCGAGUCGAUGCCCGACGACACGAGUAACUGGAUCAGUGAGUGCUUGGCUACACCUUUACACGAAAUAGAAAGAUCGUUAGCCGAUAUUCGACAGUGCACCGUGAUGGAAGCCGCCAAGAUUCUCGUAGAGGAGAAAGGAAGAAUGUUAAUGCCAGACUGGUCGAUCGUCGAAAAACUGCUGAAGCCAAUGACAAGUAUUGGAUCAGUCAUGUCGCAUAUAGAAGGCGACUCUGUUAAAACCGAAGCCAUCAAAACGAUGGCGGGAGCAUUGGCCAGUGUGCAGGAGAAUUUGAUAUUAUUGAAAAACAGGUCGAAUUUGAGCACAGCUGGAGACGAGAACAACACAGAUGCUAUCGUUGAGUCGCUUUCUAAUCUUGAAAAAUGCAUAUCGUUCAUCGAGAGGAAAAUCACCGACAAAUCAUCGCCCGAACAGCUCGGUACGAUGGAAGUGGACAUUGCCAUAUCGUCCGCACUUAGUUCACCAUUAAGCGAAUUGAAACGUUCCAUUGUCACUGUGGAGGAGUCGCCAAGUGAAUAUCUGAAGAAACUGGAGAGACCAUUGGAGCUCGUGCAAAACGCGCUCGAGACAGUUGUAUCGGCGCAACGACAUGAAAAACUUUCGAUUUUAUCGGCGAAACUGCAAAGCAGCAUUUCGGAUAUCAACGAUUCGAUUGGAACUAUUGGACGCAGGCUGGAGGAGCAACAAGUGCCGGUCGUCGUCGAAGUUUCCAUCGAAUACGAGGCACUUGGAAUGUUGGCGAAACCCUUGCAAAAUAUUAAACAAUGUAUCGCACAAAUACCGGAGGAACCUAAUACUGCCAAUGUAAUGAUUGAUGCUCUCCAGAAUUUUGGAAAAUCCAUAUCUUUAAUACGAGAACAAUCGGCUGAUAAACCAUUGGCGGAAUCGCAAGAUACGCACUACGCUGCGAUAGGACUUUCGAAAAAUUUAGUGCCAUGUUUGCUUGAGAUGCAAGAAUCUAUAGAGAUCACGAAGACACUGUGGCAGGAGAAAACAGCGCUCGAAGGAUUAAUGAUUCUUGAGGAACCAGUUUGUAAGUUACAAACUCUGAUAAACAUCACCCGUGACCAAUUUAUAGCGGAAGAAAUAAUUUGGAAGAUGGAUAAAGAACAAAUAAUGCUUAAAAAGAAGAUUGCAAAGAAGGAGAAAGAACCGAGUGAAGAAGAGCAGAAGAAAUUCGAGAAAGGGGAAGAUAAAGAAAAGCAAAAGAUGGAGAGAAAAGAUGAAAAGUCAAUGAAAGAAGAAUCAGAACAGCAAAAAAUUGGUAAAAUCGAAAGAAGCGAAGAAAAAGAAGAACAGAAGGUAGAAGAACCAGAAAAGACAGAUCGGCCAGAAAAAGAAGUUGACAAAGUACAGAAAGAAGAGGAUGAGCAAAGAGAAAAGAAAGAGAUUGUAAAAGCGAAGGAUACGAAAGAAGCCGAGGAAGGAGUAAAGAAGAAAGAGAUAGAACAGAAGAAGGAAAAAAUAAUGGAGGACGCAGAAGAGAAUAAAAGUGAGAAAGGAAGAGACGAAAAGGAGAAGAAGGUAAAAGAACUAGAGAAAGAAGAAAUGGAGUCUAUAAAAAAAGAAGAGACGGCACAAAUAAAAAUAGAAGUGGAAAAACCAAAGACAGAAGAGGAAGCUGAGAAAAUAAAAAAGGACGAUAUAAUAGAAAAAGAAAAUCAAGAAGCAAAAUCGAAAGAUGAGGUUACGAAGAAGAAAAAGGAGGAAUUUAUCAAAGAGGAAGCGGAUGCGGAAGUGAAGGUAAGAGAAGAAGAAGUGAAGAAGAAGGAACAAAUGGAGAAAUUAAAGGAAGAGGAUGUAAUAAAAAAGUCGAAGGAAAGAAAAGAUGAAGAAGCAAAGAGCGAGAAAAUUGAAGGAAUGGAAGAGAAAAAAGAAGUGCCUGGUGGAAAAGAAGAAACUUCACAAGUGAAAAUGAAAGAAGAACAGAAGAUGGACGAAGUUGAAAAACCAAAGAAAGACGAAGCAAUGAAAAAGUCAAAAGAAGAAGAUGAGAAAGCAAAGAACGAGAAAAUUGGAGAAUUGAAAAGGGAAAGAGAAGAGUUUAGUAAAAAAGAAGAAGUCAUUCAAUUGAAAGUAAAAGAAGAAGAGCAAAAAGAGGCUGAAAGUAAAAUAACAAAGAAAGAUGAAGCAAUGGAAAAGUUGAAAGAAGAAAAGGAUGAAAAGGCAAAGAGCAAGAAAAUUGAAGAACUAGAAGAGAAAAAGGAAGAGAUUUCUAUUAAACAAGAAGAAGCCGCAGAAGCGAAAACGAAAGAAGUAGAACAGAAGAAAAGGGACGAAGCUGUAAAACCAAAGGAAAACGAAGCAAUGGAAAAGUCAAAAGAAGAAAAAGAUGAAACAGCAAAGAGCGGGAAAAUUGAAAACCUGGAAAAGAAGAAAGAGAAGCCUAAGAAAAAAGAAGCCGCACAAAUGAAAAUGAAAGAAGAACAGAAGAAGGACGAAGUUGAGAAACCAAAAAAGAAAGACGAAGCAAUGAAAGAGUCGAAAGAAGAAAAAGAUGAAAAAGCAAAGAGCGAGCAAAGUGAAGAGAUGGAAAAGAAAAGAGAAGAAUCUGAGAAAAAAGAAGAAGAAGCCGCACAAGCGAAAAUGAAAGAAGAAGAACAGAAAAAGGACGAGGUUGAAAGACCAAAGAAAGACGAAGCAAUAAAAGAGUCGAAAGAAGAAAAAGAUGAAAAAACAAAGAGCGAGAAAAUUGAAGAAAUGGAAAGGAAAAAAGAAGAAUCUGACACGAAAGAAGAAGCCGUACAAGUGAAAAUAAAAGAAGAGGAACAGAAGAACGUUGAAGCUGAAAAACCAAAGAAAGACGAAGCAAUAGAAAAAUCGAAAGGAGAAAAAGAUGAAAAAACAAAGAACGAAAAAACUGAGAAACUAGAAAAGAAGAAAGAGAAGCCUAAAAAGAAAGAAGAAACUGCACAAGUGAGAAUGAGAGAAAAGGAACAGAAGAAGAAAGAUGAAGCCGAAAAACCAAAGAAAGAUGAAGCAUUGGGAAAAUCAAAAGAAGAAAAAGAUGAGGAAGCAAAGAGCGAGAAAAUUAAAGAGCUGGAAAAGGAAAAAGAAAAGACUGGUAAAAAGGAGGAAACCGCACAGAUGAAAAUAAAAGAAGAGGAAGAAGAGAAAGGGAAGGAUGAAGGUGAAAAACCAAAGAAAGACGAAGCAAUAGAAAAGUCGAAGGAGGAGAAAGUAGGAAAAGCAAAAAGUGAGGUAAUGGAAGAAAUGGGGAAAAUAAAAAAAGAGUCUAGUAAGAAAGAUGAAGCUGCACAGAUGGAAAUAAAAAGAGAAGAGCAGGAGAAAAAGGAUGAAACUGAAAAGUCGAGAAAAGAAGAUGAGAAAUUAAAGCCAACUGCGAUUGAAGAAGCAAAGGUAAUACCAGACGAACAAAUAAAAGUGACAGAUACACAAGAAAAUAAGAAAGCACCCAUGCAAAGGAGAAGUAAGCGCGAAAGUAAAAAGGCAGAGAAAGCAGAUGAAGAACCGAUAGAAAAGAGGAAAGAGGAAAUUCGCAAAAUGGAUGAGAAAACGGCUCAAACGCAAAGUGUACACGUGAAUGAUGCAAUGAAAGAAAACGAAGCAAGCAAGGAUGAUCGGCAAUAUAGGAAAUCGAAUGAAGAUUGGGAAAGAGACGAGAGAUUACGUAUGAGACAAAAGCAAGAAGAGAAAUUCAGCGGAAAGAUUUCAGAAUUACAGGAAAGAGAAAAUAAAAGUUUAUAUUUAAAGAUUAAUAAAGAAAUAAAUGAGACGGGAAAAGAAGAGGAACGACGAUGGCCUCAAGACAUUAGAAGCGACGAAUCCAGGAUAUGGAAGGAGAGAAAGGAUCGUUCACGAAGAAAUGAUGACGAAAGGCUGGACCAAGUAGAAAUCGAACGUCCGGAGAGAAAAAGAGACGUGAGUCGAUUCAAAAAAGACGAAACCAAUUAUCUGUCUGGGGCGAAGGAAGAGAGACCUCAAAGAUGGAGCGAUGAAAAAUGGCUCAGAAAAGAAGAGAACGCCAGAUUAUUGCGAGAAGAGGAACAACGAUUACGAAGAAGACGAGAGGAGGAGAUAUCUAGAAACAAGCAAAGGAGAGAAGAGCAAAUAAGAGAAAUCGAAUGGUCUAAGAAACGCCAAAGCGAAUCCGAUCGCUUUCUCAGGGAUUUAUUAGAAACUAGAUACAGGCCCGAGAAAUCGACUUCGAUGUUUCUCGACGGCGAUUAUUUCCGGGACAAAUGGGAGCACACCUCUCGGUUUGAUUCUCGAGUAUCUAUGACGUCCUUUAGCAUGCCCAGAUCAUACAGUUGGAGAGACUCUUUGACGUCGCUAAAUCGGCGAAGAAUCGACGAUUAUUGGGACUAUAAAUUACGCAAUUUCUCCGCGAACAAAUAUUACAUAGACACUGGAUCGUCAUACAGGAGACGCAGGAGAAGGGAAAACCGUAUGAUUCGAGCGAGAUCGACCAGUUUGUUGAAGUACGAGGAUUACUCCACCGGCGACAGCGACGCGACCCUUGUACCUAGCACGCGCAUCCGGCUCACCCGACGUGCGAAGACGGAAACUCUGCCACGUAUUAGCCUUGACAGCCACGAUUCCGGCUGUUCGAGCUACGUCGGGCUCAGCCAAAAUGAGAGUCCUCCGAUCUGGGAUAAACCGAAGAAGCCAUCAUUUUGCACGAGACUGACGAACAGAAUUGUCGGAGUUGGCAUGAGAACAAGACUGACCUGCACCGUCCUCGGUAAUCCGGAACCACGAGUGCACUGGACGAAAGACGGCGAAAAGUUGGACACGUCGUCCAGCCGCUGCAAGACACGAUACGAAAACGGUAUGGCGUAUCUGGAGUUACAUGAUGUGCUUCCUGAGGACACCGGAUUGUACAUGUGCGUGGCCGAGAAUAUACACGGCACCACGAUCAGCGAGUCGACCCUGAAGGUUUACUACGACUAUAAACCAACGUAUUCGCCUCCGACGUUCGUAAGAUCGAUCAAAGAUAUAUAUCGGUACUCGGAUCACAAGCUCGUCCUGGAGUGUCGUGUGCAAGGAUAUCCAGCUCCUACGGUCUCCUGGUUGAAAGAUGGGGAGAUUCUUCAAGGUCCACGUUACAGACAGGCCUACCUGGAUAACGACGUCUAUCAUCUGGAGAUAGCUGGUCCUGGAAACUCGGAUAACGGGCGAUACACGUGUCGUGCGGUGAACGAGCUACGUACCGAGGAAAUAUCUCACGUGAUUCAUCUCCAGGAUCGGGAACGACAGCCUGCGAGCCGAAGCGAUCGAACCAGCCUGAGCAACGAAACUGACCUGGAAGUUCCUCGACGGCCGCGAUUCUCCAAUCUGUUGAAGGAUUACAAUGUGCCGACUGGCGGAACCAUCGCUCUGCAAGUAGAAGUCAAAGGUGAACCGGCCCCGGAGGUGAGGUGGUUCCGUGGCGAUCGGAAGGAGCCGAUCGCGAUACCAAAGGCGAGGAUCUUUGUUGAACGCGGCCUGCACACUUUAAUCGUGCCCGAAGCAACGGAGUCGGAAAAAGGUACAUAUUUCUGUCGGGCGAUCAAUGCUUACGGACAAGUGGAUACAAGUGCGACGGUGGACGUGAUAUCGGCGAGUGCGAUCGAUGGAGGGAAACCAGCGGUGUUCGUCUCAAGACCCGCAAGGAAAACGAUCGACGUGAUAGUCGGCGAAGACGUCAGCGUGUCCUUCCGGGCUAACGGGGUCCCGAAGCCCCGAGUAACGUGGAUGAAGGGACUAACCGACAUUACGGACGGGCCGAGAUCAUACAAGGAGAGUAUCGACGAUUACGUGAGGUUGACGUUGAAGAGAGCCUUACCUUCCGAUGAGGGUACCUAUUGCAUUCUGGUUAAGAAUAGAUACGGUUGCGACAGAUGUUUCUUCUCGAUCAAGGUGAAGCAACGCGCCAGAUCGUUGACCCCAUCGCCAGAUUGGAGUUCUGUUACCGAACGCGACGUGGAAGAAGCAGACGACAUGUCCUACGUGAGAAAUGCGCCAGGUCCAAUCAGCAGCGAGCCCGUCGUUGUUGACGGUGGCAAGAAUUGGCUCUCGUUGACUUGGGGUAAAGCAGAGAGAAGAGGGCCAGCGCCAGUGAUCGCUUACAAGGUCGAGGCUUGGCUCUUGGGCGGCGAUGGAGGCGCGCGAUGGGUAGAACUGGGCAUCACUCCGAUCAAUGCGUUCGACGCGUUCAACUUGCGGCCAGCUGGAGAAUACAAAUUUCGCGUGACUCCGCGAAAUCGUUACGGAUGGGGCGAGCCGGUCACCAUGGCGAAUUCGGUUUAUGUGAGCGAGAGUACCGAUCUCCCGGAAUUCACGAAGAUCCUACCGGGUCAGUUGAAGGCUCUCGAGGGGACGCCAGUGAGGCUGGAGUGUGCGAUUCGCGGAGAUCCAAAGAUGGAAGUGCGAUGGUACCGUGAGACGACGGAGUUGGAUUCACGCAACGACUCACGAUUCAAGAUACACUACGACACCUCCGAGUGUUCCCUGACGAUCGCGAACGUCAAGGAGGACGAUUCCGGGAGAUACGUUUGCGAAGCGAGCAACAGAAUCGGCAAGGUGUCGUCGUUCGCCAGGGUUCUCGUUGUCACCGACCCGAGGAUCAUCGAGGCCGACGCGAAACUCAGAACGAGUCUCAGCAUCGAACCGGAGGACCGGCCGCCGCAAUUCACCAUGAGGAUACGAGACAGGCGAGUGCAGACGACUUAUCCGGUGAGGCUCACCUGCCAGGUCAUCGGACAGCCCGCUCCAGAGAUCACGUGGUACAAGAACGAAGUAGAGAUCUCUCAAGAUGACCGCCACAUCUUCUGGGACGACGACUCGAACUUCCACACGCUGGAGAUCAUCCACUCGACCCUCGAAGACUCCGGAUGCUACAUGGCGACAGCUAGGAACAUAAACGGCUCGGUGUCGUGCCGGUGCGUCCUCGUGGUGGACAAGGGGAUUCGCGCUUACAUCGCCCCCGAAUUCCUGCGCGACCUCGACGCCGCUUACACGAUCCACCCAGGCAGGGAGCUACGGAUGUCCGCACAAGUCGAGGCUUACCCGAGUGUUGGCGUGGUCUGGCAUCGUGAUGGUAUCCGCCUGCGACCCAGUAGAAGGGCCACGAUGACCUUGAGUCACGAUGGCAGCAUCCAGUUCUCUCUGGCUAACAUCACCGACCGCGACGCUGGAAUUUACAGCUGUACCGCGACUAACGCGGUGGGUCACGCCGAAACAACUGCCAGGGUGGCUGUGGUGACAGCCACAGGCCACGAUCAGUCUUCCGUUGAUGAAUCAUCUGACAUUAUCAGCGCGACCCCCGCGGAUAUACCAUAUUCGAAGGAGCCUCUUUUCGUCACGAAACCAUUAUCGACGGAAGCGGUGGAGGGCGAUACGGUCAUCAUAUUGUGCGAGGUUGUCGGAGAUCCCAAGCCAGAAGUAAUAUGGCUGCGCGACUUCCUCAAGCCCGACUAUUACCGGGACGCGCCUCACUUCCGGCUGGUGGGUGCAGGGCCACAAUAUCGGCUGGAGAUACCUUACGCCAAGCUCGACUUCACCGGAACGUACUCCGUGAUAGCUCGCAACUGCCAUGGGGAGGCGAAGGCUGUAAUUUCCUUGCAAAUCUAUGCCAGAGGUCAAGGCAAAGAGGACCGUGCGCAAAAGUCUCGUCACGGGAAAGUGCUGAGUUUGCCGAUCGUAAAGAGGGAACUGCGAGACCUCAGGUGUUGCGACGGCGACGCCGUCUCCCUCGAGUGCAAGGUUUACGCCACGCCGGAGCCGCCUUUGGUUCGCUGGGAACGAGGAGGCAAGAUUAUAACGAUGGUCGGCGACUUCAACGGCGAAUUCGACGGCGAGACGGCGCGACUGAACAUCCAACACGUCUAUCCCGAGGAUGAAGGGGAGUACACGUGUGUGGCUUACAACGACCUCGGGAAAGCGUACACGUCAGCCUGUCUAGUCGUGGAUGUACCCGAAGGAAAAGAAAACAUCCUUAGCCAAAGACUGACGAGGCCGAUAGGUUUGCUCUCAGCGGGAUCGACGCCGAGAUCGACGCCGCGAUCGACGCCCAUCAGGAGCCUGUCGCCGGCAGUUUCGCAUGGACGCGAAUUCAGGUCGCCGCAGAUGCUAGCAAGAAGGGGCACGUCCAGGCGGCCGAAGGUUUGCCCGCCGAAAUUUUACGCGGUGCCGCACAAUCGCUUGGUCCAGGAGGGCGAGACCGUGCGUUUCCAGUGCGCGGUGGUCGGCCACCCGGCGCCCUGGGUGAGAUGGGACAAGAACGGCACCAUCGUGACACCGAGCGCACGAGUCUCUAUCAAGGAACGGGACGACGUGAAGAUACUCGAGAUCGUCGACGUGAUGCGGGAGGACGCCGCUCUCUACAGAAUUACGGCGGAGAAUGAUUUCGGCCGGAUCGAGGCCAGCGCUCGUCUCGAAGUGAUAAGUCGAUACGAAUCGACAAGUCGGACCAUCAGGACCAGGAGCGCCUCGCCCAGGACAUAUCCCACGUUCGACAGGAGCCUCCUGCCGACCACCGGCAGGAUAAACGGGCGUUUGCAACUGGAAUGCCGCAUGAGAGGUACACCGAGCGUCACGCCGACGUGGUACAGGAACGGACGGCCGUUGGAACGAUCGAGCAGAAUAAAGAGAUACUUCGACGGCGCGACAGCCAAAAUCGAAAUAUCGAAAGUGAAAGCCAGCGACGCGGGUGAAUACACGUGCGUGGCGACCAACGUCCUUGGAUCGACGAGGAACAGUUGUCAGGUAACCGUGUUACACCAUCACGACUCGUCCACAGCAGAUAAGAACGCGCCGCGAUUUCUACAACCCUUGCCGGAGGAGUCGAUCGUAAUGGAGAAUCACCCUCAUGAAUUCCAGACUGGAGUCACAGGCACACCUCCAUUCACGGUUACCUGGUCAAGGGAUGGUCGCGAGUUACCCGACAACGAUUACUGUAAAUACGUCAUAUACGGCGACGGUGGCGUUGCUCUUAGAUUGUCGCAGGUUCGUCCGCAGGAUGCCGGCGAAUAUACCUGCGUGGUGCGAAAUCAUUUCGGCGUUGCGUCCUGCAGCAGUCUUUUCGCUGUGCAAGACUACAAGGACCUUCCCAAAUUGGCACCCCCCCAGUUUACAAAGACACCGCUGUCAGUUAUCGCCGCGAAGGGCUCCACGGCCUGUUUUUGCGCUCGAGUACAAUGCGGAAAAGCUACGGAUGUCGCCUGGUCGGUGAACGGAAGAGACGCUCGGGAGAACGCAAAGUGCAAGAUCGAAAGAGACGGCAGCGUCAGUAUUUUGAGAAUACGCGACGUGACGUCACGCGAGGCAGGUGAAAUUAGGUGCACAGCCUCGUUCGCGGGCGGAAAGGGUCCGUCCAUCGGUUGCGUCGCGAAGCUACGGUUGCGACACUCGUCAAACAAUCUCGGUGAUCCCGCAAUAAGACCCGAAGGUAGUCAGUCAUACACCAAGCUGUCGCCGAGCAACACCGCCUGCCUCACGGGCACGCCGGAGAGAAUUGCAUCAACGUUGAAACGUGGACAACGAUGCGAGGAGUCACCAAUGCGCGUCAGGUCGUCCUCGUUCCCUCGGCGGAGCGUAUCGUCGUGCGCCCAGCACGCUUCCCCUUUGCCGGCGAGAAGACGCGCCGCUAACAACGUACCGAUGAACACGUCGCGAAAAUCACGACUCGACGGCGGUGUCGUGGCGCGAAGAACCGCGAAGCAAAACGUCGAGGAAGACGCGGUGGACAAUCCUGCGGAAUCGUCGCCGUCGACGGAAACGGAGCAGCCCCGUCAUCAAAACGACCAGGGUACCGGAAGCUACAUGAAGAGUCGGCCAACCGACUCGCAGCCGGAGCCACCGGGAGAACCUGACGAAUCGAACGACCGAGAGGAGACGAUCUGUCGGGGCGAGGAGAAUGCGGAAACGGAGCAGCCGAUGAGAGCCGCGAUCGUAAAAGAGCCAAGUGACGUCACUGUAUUCAAAGGAAACAGAGCGGUACUGCGAGUCACUUAUCAAGGACGACCCGAACCGACGGUCAAGUGGCUUCGAGUGAACCGACAGCUACUGCCGGGCGAGAAGGUCGACAUUGUCAGCGGGGAUGGUGAGUCCCUUCUGACGUUAGACGACGUGACGUACGACCACGCCGGGAAAUACGAGGUCUCGGUGGAGAACUCGGCGGGCAAGGAACGCAGCUUCUUCAGCUUGGCCGUGGAAGGUCCACCGGAACCACCUGCGGAUAGAGUUAGUGUGAACCUGAGCGCCGGACAGGCCACGAUCGUCUGGCGAUCGCCAGCUUAUGACGGAGGCCGCACGGUCAUCGGAUAUACCGUCGAGGCGAAACGCGCCGUGAAUGAAAACACGUGGAUGGUGAUCGCCGAGUCCUGUCAUUCGUUGAGUCAAACGGUACCGACAGCUCAGACCGAUUUCGUCGUACCAGGCGAAAGUUACCGUUUCCGUGUUCGAGCUGAGAACGUCCACGGGCUCAGCGAUCCCGGCGUCGAGUCCGAUCUCGUGAGAAUCCCGAAGCCAGGAGAGACGAUGUUGCAAGAGGAGGAAGAAGACAAUUUCGAGCCGAGCUUCGAACCUCGCGUGGUCGAGCCGAAGGAGGGUCGACUCUUCGACGAGGGAUACGACGUCCACGAAGAGCUGGGCAAAGGCCGGUACGGCAUAGUGAAGAAGGUGACCGAGCGUGCGACCGGUAUGUGUUUCGCCGCGAAAUUCGUCCGGACGAUCAAGGCGAAGGAUCGCGAACAAGUGCGCGAGGAGAUCAGGAUCAUGAACGCGUUGAGGCACCCGAAGCUUCUGCUGCUGGCUGCGGCUUACGAGAGUCCUCGUGAAACCGUGAUGAUCACGGAAUACAUUUCAGGCGGCGAGCUGUUCGAGAGGGUGGUGGCCGACGACUUCACCUUAACCGAGAGGGACAGCAUCCUCUUUAUGAGACAAAUCUGCGAGGGAGUCGAAUACAUGCAUCAGAACAAAAUCGUGCAUCUGGACUUGAAACCGGAGAACGUGAUGUGUCGCACGCGCACUUCUCAUCAGAUCAAGCUGAUCGACUUUGGACUUGCUCAAACGCUCAAGCCCGACACGCCGAUCAGGGUGCUUUUUGGUACGCCGGAAUUUAUUCCACCGGAGAUCAUCAGUUACGAGCCCAUCGGCACCGAAUCAGACAUGUGGAGCGUCGGUGUGAUCUGUUAUGUUCUAUUGACCGGCCUGUCCCCGUUCAUGGGAGACAACGACGCCGAAACUUUCGCCAACAUCACACGAGCGGACUACGAUCUGGAAGACGAAGCUUUCGAUGCCAUUUCAAACGAUGCCAAGGACUUUAUCAGCGGUCUGCUCAUCAAACGGAAGGAAUUACGCAUGUCGGCCGCACAAUGUCUAGAACACCCGUGGAUGGCGCAACGUAACGCGGCUAUGAGCAGGGUGGUCUUGCCGACGGACAAGCUGAAGAAAUUCAUCGUACGAAGAAAGUGGCAGAAAACAGGAAACGCCAUCCGCGCAUUGGGAAGAAUGGCGAUGCUCUCGGCGUAUAACAGACGCAGCCCUGCAACGACAGCAGAAUCGUCGCCUACGCUUGAGAAACAGUUCGACAGCCUCGAGAUAUCAUAUCCCAGCGACAUUAAUGUCACGCAAGACAACCCCGUCGGAGCGGAAUCUCAGGAAAAUAUGCAUUCCUUUCCCUCCUCCUCCCCCUGUAUGACGGGAAGAAAUAUGAAGACACAAGGGAUAAUGGCCGAUAAUAUCGUUCGCCGCAAGUUCGUCCCCGAAGUUAGUCUGGAAGGAGAAACUACUCGUGCAGAUGACUCAAUAUGGACGAUCGAUCACGAAAAGGAGUUCCAAGAUAUCAAUUUGCUCACGACUGAAGUAUCAUCGGCGAGACAAGCAAGCAGCUCGGAUUGUCCUUCAGAGCAGAUUAAUAUUGAGGGAGAAAUGUCUGAGCCGGACGUCGAGUUGACUUCAAAGCAAAAUAUUUUACGAGACGCCACGACGCACCAUCCGCAGCUCAUGUCGGAAAAGAACAAGGAAGAAAACGGCAAGGAGCUCAUCGAGAAAUCCGUCGAAAUAGAAAAACACAGCGUGCCAAGGUCGCAGGCGCUUUGCAGGGUCCUUCGAGGGGAUUCCCGCGAUUCCGGUAUAGGCGACUGCAACUCGAAUCAGAUGACCUCCCCGUUGCAAGUGGACGAAUUAGGAAUAGUGUCUACUAUCAAGGAGGAGGCGGAUCACGAGUCCCAAAGCCGAGAGGGCAAACGGACAUCUAGGAAGGAAGAUGCAGUGAAAAAUCGGCGAAGCUCAACGUCGGGUAUCCUGACUACCUUGGCGCGCAGCAAGGAAAGCCCUUUCUGCGACAUGGGAAGUAGCCGGGGUGACGACAAGGUAGCUACAAAGACUGGUGUGACUAAAGCUUCGUGUGAAAUUAAUCUCGAUCGAAAAGUUGCCGACGAGAAUACGGACGCAAGGUUACUGAUUGAACGUACCCGUGACAAGUUCCUGCCGACCGGAAACGUGAGUCGCACGGCCAGGAUAUUCGAGAGGGAGAGCGCAACAUCGAAGUCGGACGAUUCGCAGGUGUCCGCGGCGCAGCGUGCUUAUCCUGCCGCCUUAGUCGCAGGCAAGCCGUACAACGAGAGAAUACAGAAGGCUUUCGCAUUCUGGAACAAAUAAACGUAUUUCAUUAAAGUACAAUCACCGUGUACGUGUGUAUGUGUGUGUGUGUGUGUGUGUGUGUGUGUGUGAAUACAAUGCAGAUCGUGCGCGUGCACAUGCCAUAAAUGUCUGAAAAACAUCUCAGAGUCGCCCGAAGAUAUCCUGCUUGUUUUAGAUGUCUUCAGGAUGUCUCUGAUGCGUAUUUUGGAUAUUUAUGCUGGUUGGAACACACACACACACACACAUAUUCUCAGCUAUCAUGCAUAAGGAUGCGACACACAAUCCGUAGUUGAA
Messenger RNA from Harpegnathos saltator (Jerdon's jumping ant), 24758 nucleotides. Its product is annotated as titin homolog. Gene Ontology annotation, biological process: protein phosphorylation. Gene Ontology annotation, molecular function: protein kinase activity; protein binding; ATP binding. The record is from RefSeq and is a predicted model, not a curated record. The transcript has 46 exons. NCBI's taxonomy places the organism in Eukaryota, Metazoa, Arthropoda, Insecta, Hymenoptera, Formicidae. Bases 801 to 24482 code for a protein of 7893 amino acids.